CAUCCCACUACUCUACCACGCGACGCGUUUUCCAUUUAACACCAGGCAACCUUAGUGCCAGCUACUACGAGCCACACACCCAAGCCAUCUCACCCACAGCCAACAACACUCAUCGCCGAAAGCCCAGUUUCUUCUUCAAACUGACCGAAUAUCAGGACUUCGGCUGCAAUUGACAUGAUUUCCGGGUUUUCCAACGGAUUUUGGUCCAAGGACUAUGCGACUGGCGUGAAAACUGUUUUCGAGCAACUGGACAAGGGCCUGGUCGAAAACUACCAGUUGCUGGAGCUGCUAAAGCUGUAUCAACAGGCAAAUGAAGAGUUUGGACAGAAACUGAACGCCAUUGGUAGUUCAUUACUGCAGGUUAAUGGCGGACAUACCUCUGAAGAUACGGCAACUACCAAAAAAGCAGUUGAUGGUUUCCGUUAUGAGAUUACCAAUCAAGGUCGGCAAUUUUGUCGCAUUGCACACGACCUGCAGACUCUCAUCAUCGGCCCACUGAGCAGAAAAAGUGAAGAUCACAGCGAGAAGGUGCAACGAAGCAAUACCGUUCUCAACAACCCAAGUUCGUGUGUAUGAAAAGAAACUCGUUGACACACGGAAAGCUGAAAAGUGUAUACUUCAACAAGUGCCGAACAUUUGAAGACUAUGUUGAGGAAUUACAGAACACAGAGGGUCCAGAGGCACUCGAACUUGCUCGAAUGACCAACAGAGACAGUAUCAACGGUCACAAGAGCACUGGAAGCAGCAGCUCGGUUGCAAAAAGCAAUUCUGAGGAGAGUGUUGACACAGCGAAACUCGAUGAGGACAAAACGAUCGUACAUGUCGGCUUCACUAAAUUCACUCGCUCAGAGUUUCGUGACGUUAUUGCACAAAUGCUUACACAGCUACCUCUUGCCGACAAACGUGUUCCUAUUCUGGGUACGUAUCAGCACACCUGUUCUGGUAAUACGAUCGUGACUUGGCUUCAAGAAAAUCUUGAGAUUCCAAAUGUUGUUUCAGCAGAAGCGUUUGGACAAAGCUUACUCACAGAGGGCUAUAUUCGUUACCUCGGCGUUGUCGGCGGCACAUUCUGUAACAGCAGUAACAUUUUCUAUCAAUGGAAGGAUAAGGCUUUCCAAUUCUGCGGACUGAAGGGCGAAGCAGAACUGGCGGAGAACGUGAAAGCUGUUCCCAUCGUCGGCACAUAUCUCUCCGGUUACUUGUCGAAUCGCAAACGUUAUGCUUCUGAAACUACGCUACAGCGGCUGGAACGCGAGGCGAAGGAAGCGAACUCAGAUUACAAAAGUGCCGUCCGUGAUCUGGAUAAAACACGAACUUUGCUCGAGGAAAACCUUUUUGAUCAUUUUGUUUUCCUUCAAUCAUGUGUGAAAGAGCGCGCUGGAAUGGUGAAGGACGUAUUUUCCAACACUUCCGCCGUCGUCUCCAACGUGGUGCCUGCCAUGCAGGCAACCGCCGAUCAGAUUGGCGUCUUUCACGAAAUCAUUCAACCGGACGCUGAGGUUCGUUUUAUUCUUGAAUCGCAUGCUACCGGCCCAUUCCUGCCACAUGUUGAGGUGCAUGAGGACUACUAUAACAACGUUGAUGAACAAACGUUCGGUGUUGAGCUUGACUUCCUCGCUCGUCGUGAUAAGAAGCGUGUUCCUUUGCUCAUUAGUACCAUCCUCUCCUACCUUGAUGAAUGUUAUCCAGCCUUUGAGUCUGACGAUCAGCGACAAAUGAUCUGGACUCGCUCCCCUCCCUUGUCUUCCAUCCACCAGCUUCGUGAAGCCAUUAUCCAGUCCAAUGGCAUAAGUCGUGAGAUUCUGACACAUUACGAUCCUCAGGUGAUUGUCGGCUUGCUCAAACUCUUUCUUCUUGAGCUUCCCGACUCUCCGAUACCUUCGAAGUUCUAUGAGGUCGUACGUUCUAUAUAUGUCAAUCAUGGAGCCGAUGAAACGAUGCGCAACCGACUUGUCCAAAGCAUGUUGAGCCAGCUGAGAAUUGUAAAUAUUGCGGCUCUCGAUGCCAUUAUAACUCAUCUGAGUCGCUUAAAUGCGCUAACAACGAACGAUGCCAGCUCGGAAUUUAUAAACCGAGUAUCCGUCGUUUUUUCGCUCUGUUUCCUGCGACCAGAGACUUGGACUGUGGCUACGCAGCAUGACAAGCAUCCUCAGAAGCUUGCAUUUGACUUGCUGUCGAACGGGCCUCUUAUUUUUACCGAACUCAAGCGUUCCGCCGCUUCUCAUAGAAAGGCUAGCAUAACCGGAAGAAGUGUGUCUAUCGAUUCUUCUAUCUCUGCUGAUCCUUACCAACGUCCUCCAUCAAUUGAAUCGCUUUCCUUGACAGAUGAUGCUACUGCCGUACAAGAAACGCAAACGGAAGAUAGUGUUUUGAAGUCACUGCCUGAGAAUUCCAAGUCCCCUUCGCGUGAAACUUCCCUGCGUCGUUCUGCGUACGGUUAUUCCAGGAAGGGAAGACGUGUUUCAAAUGCGAGUACGACCCUUUCUACCACUGAGCGCGAUAGAAAUUCUGCCUCACCCGAAGAGUUGGAAAACGUCGCACUCAUGGAAUCUAAUGAUGCUUAGAUGAACGCAUUUUUUUUUGAACGUUCUCAAUGUUUGUUCGCUUGCACCUGUUCUCGUUCUUUUGGUGAUGACUUCUAAGCGAUGUGUCUAUUGAAAUGUUUUGUUUCGCAUUCCCCCUCUAUUUUCUUUCUAUUUAACGCUUGCAUAUUCCAACAUGUACACAUGCUUACCCAUUAUCUCAACAAAAGCACAACUUACGCUAAUAUGGUGCGUUGAGUAUCCCACUUUCUCUAGGUUCAACAUAGCGGAAAAAGCUGUAAUGUCAUUUCUUUCACAUAUUUAUUUUUUCUUUAGUAGCAGCAAUUUCAAUAAAUAAACGACAUCAUUGGCACACGCAAUCAAGGAAAUAAGCUUACAAAAGGU
Molecule: messenger RNA, 2927 nt
Organism: Schizosaccharomyces japonicus yFS275
Lineage: Eukaryota; Fungi; Ascomycota; Schizosaccharomycetes; Schizosaccharomycetales; Schizosaccharomycetaceae
Product: rho-type GTPase activating protein Rga8
Exons: 2
Coding region: 573-2564 (663 amino acids)
Biological process (GO): signal transduction; establishment or maintenance of actin cytoskeleton polarity; intracellular signal transduction
Cellular component (GO): division septum; cell tip; medial cortex
Molecular function (GO): GTPase activator activity
Source: RefSeq, a predicted model, not a curated record